UUUUGUUGUCUUAUUGUUCAUUCAGAUUUCUUCUUCCUACAGGCUUGACUACUCGACAGCUCGUGAGCACUUGCGUGAGCAUCAUGAAUUUUCUUAACUUGAGAAACAUGGCGAUCUUUACUUGCCUGAUUUUCCUUCAGCUGUCCAUCACCGACGCCAAUCCGAUCCUUUCAUCCAAGUUUGCAACAAUGGGCAAUCGCCAGUUAGGGCGGAAGCUUGUCAACUUUCAGCGCUUCAUCCGCAGCCAUGCAAAUUUGACAGAAGAUAACCAGAUAGUUGAUGUUGAAGCUACUAGUGAGCCUUUUGUGGCAACAACUGAAGACUUGGCCCCGAAAGACGACACUUUCGAUAGUACUGAGUCAUCCCCAAUCCAAAGUCCGUUCAGUUUUGUCAUUUCAACUGCAUCUGAUCCGUCGGAAGAGCUUCCGUCGCUUCCGCUGGAUGCCAACUUUCUGCAGGAUACAACUGAAAACAUUACUCCCGUGUCUGACAUUCAAGAUGUUUCCAUUAUGCCAGUCGUCGACAUCACCGAGUCUAUCGCCAAGGAAUUGGAAGAUCUUUCUGUCAAUCCUGAGGACGGAUCACAGCCUUCACCAACGGACUUUCUGAUAAAUCCUCAAGGUUCGAUUGAGGAAAUGGAAAUCCAGUCACGAUCUGUUGCAUCAACAUCUUAUUCAGUAGAUCCUCCUCAAUCUUAUUUACACGCCUCUGUUACGACAGCUUCACCAGAUUUACUGUUUACCGUUGCUCCGGCGGAUGCCUCAACGGAAAUUUCCAACAAAGAGUCCACCAAUAAGACAGAGUAUUCCUCCUUCACUUCCAACGAAGAAGAAGAACAAGAAAACAUUUCUAACGUUGUGAUGACGCAUCUGUCUGAAAAAUCAACAGAUUACCAUGAAUCCAAUUCGAACGAGGAAGAAUAUCCCGUGGUAGUUCCCGCAAUAGUAAUAACCAAGCUUUUAACAAACAUUGCAGAGAAUCCCUCGACGACGGAAGCACCUCAAUCCACUUCUACCGAGCCUUCCAAUCUACCCGAUUUCCCUAUUUUCUAUCCAGGGUUACGUAUUGCAACCACUCCGCAAACUCCUGAGAAAGUAGAUCCUUUUCCAUUGAACCCGAGCUGGUCAAUGAAGAUGAACGAUAUUUUUUCGACUGAUCAACAACUACAAUCUGGACUUGAAAAUAAGAUGCAACCCCAGUAUCACCCCAGGGAUGUGCUGCCACAGUUCAAGCCCAAUCAGCAUUUGUAUCCUGAUGUUCCUAAUUCGUACUACACGUUCCAACCCAAUCAACCUAAAUUUCGCCAGGUCGGCUCUAUCGAUCCUCCGCGUGCUCCUUAUCCUCACCCGCAAGGAAACGGCAACCCUUUUUAUUACCGUCCGUUCGAAUCGGCUCUUCCCAAACCGAGGAGGUUGGUCUUCCCUCCGAUAUCCAACACGCGUGAAAAUUUUCGCUUUCAUGUCAAUUGGGCGGACGAACUGAUGGGUCGAUCUAAUUGGGCUUAAUUUUAAUUUGAAUGUCUUGUGAUUGUCUGUUGCUGACGACUGCUGUGCUUUCGUUAGCCUCGAGUUGCAAUUUUUUAAAUUCCUAGCUU
This is a messenger RNA of Daphnia pulicaria, 1594 nucleotides long. RefSeq lists its product as uncharacterized. The transcript is spliced from 2 exons. The coding region runs from base 84 to 1505 and encodes 473 amino acids. The record is from RefSeq and is a predicted model, not a curated record. Lineage: Eukaryota; Metazoa; Arthropoda; Branchiopoda; Diplostraca; Daphniidae.